AUGGCUGAUAAAUUGAAAAAAUAUACGUUUCAAAGGAGAAUGGCAAUGAACGAUUUAGAAACGUUAUUGCGUUUAUCCAAUUCUUCUCUUACAGAGGUUCAUAAGCAGUCGCUUUUUCGUGUUCGGUACUCAGAGUUAGACGAUGUUUUGGAGAGUUUUAAUAAAAAUCAUCAAAACAUCGUUACAAAUCUUUUGAACUCUGAACCUACGGAUGCUCAAUUAGAUUCUGAGGACAUUAUUCGUUCCCAAUUUUUAAAUGAUUAUUAUCAGAUCAAGGCUAAUUUCGCGGAUCUCUUUGAAAAUGAUGAUAAUAGUCAAAAAAAUGAGCAAAAUAUCGCCGCUUCGAAUGCAGUACAACCUCCUAGUAAUGUUCGCUUGCCGCAGUUAGAAUUAGUUAAAUUUUCCGGUGAGUUUACGUCAGCAAUUACUUUUUUUGACUUGUUCGAUGCGCUUGUGCACCGUAGACCUAACGUUGAUGAUACGGAAAAAUUAACGUAUUUGAUUCAAAGUUUAGAAGGGCCUCCUUUAAGGUUAGCUAAAUUCUUGCCUUUAGCUAGAGAAAAUUAUGUUAGGAUUUAUGAUAAAUUAAAAAAUAGGUAUUUAAAUAAACGUUUGCGUGCAAUGGCACAUUGGUGCAAAAUUGAAGAAGCUCCCGCAACUAUGUUUAAGAAUUCUGAUAGUUAUACUUACAAAAUUCUCACCAAGCUUGACGAGGAGACUCACCAACGUUUUGAAUUAUUACAUGGGUCUAGUGAAAUGCCUACUUUUAUUCAAUUAUCUGAUUUCCUGGAAAGUCAAUGCACUUCGUUUGACUCAUCCUUGUUGUCGCCUUGUUCUCCCAAGGAUUCUAAUAAAACAAAUAAAUCGCCUUAUAAACACAAUGCAAAUAAAAAUGGUUCUAAAGUCAAUAAUUGCUAUAGUUUUUUUUCGAAGCCUAAUGCGACGACUUGUUUGUUAUGUUCUGCCGAUCACCAUUUAAAAGAUUGUUCUUUAUUUUUAAAUAAAUCUCCUUAUGAACGGUACAACGCUUGUAAGAGAAUGCGUCUUUGUUUUAAAUGUUUAGAAAAACACGAUUCUCGUAGUUGUAGUGUCACCUCUCGUUGUUGUCAUUGUAAUUCAUCCCACCAUAGUCUUUUACAUUUUAAAAGUUCUGAAAGUGCCACUCAAGGCGCUACUUCUGUUGCUGCCGUUCCAACUACUGCUUCUUCUGAUGCUCAGGUUAAUACUGGAGCAUUGAGCUCACAUGCUGCAUCAUUAGGUACUGUUACCUCAAAAAACUCGAGCGUUUUGUUAGCUACUGCUGUGGUAGAAAUUAUGGAUGGUUGUGGAUUGUAUCAACCUGUUCGAGCUUUAAUUGAUGGGGGCAGCAUGACCUCUUUUGUAUCUCAGUCUUGUAUUCGUCAGUUAGGUAUUAGACAUUCUUCUGCUACCUUAUCGGUACAAGGUAUUGGUGCUAUAAAAAGUACAGUGGUUGGUCGAGUUGAUCUUCAGAUAAAACCUGUGGAUAGAGUGGAUCCUAUUUUUAAUUGUGAGGCGUUUGUGUUGCCAAAAAUUUGUGAGGACCUACCCGUUGUUAGUUUGGAUGUUGGGCAUUGGUCUUAUAUUGCUAAUUUAAAGUUGGCAGAUCCUCGGUUUCAUUUAUCUGGUAAGGUGGACUUAUUGCUUGGAGCUGAUAUCUUUUCUCAGUUAUUAUUAGAAGGUAAAGUUCAAACUCCUAGAGGUAUGCCUGAUGCUCUUAAUACCGUUUUUGGCUAUGUCCUUAUGGGUCCCUGUAGUUCGGUUCCUAUGACAUCUGCCACCUCGUUGUUUUGUCACGUGGAUCAAAUGGUUUCGUUGGAGGAGUCUGUAAAGCAGUUUUGGAGUUUAGAAACUGUUCCUGAAGUAGAAUGUUCAGCUCCUGAAGAUAUUCUUUGUGAGAAAAAUUUUGUUGAGAAUGUUUGUCGAGACGGCUCUGGUCGUUAUACCGUUGCUCUACCUUUCAGGGAAUUAUCUCCUGUUUUUCCAGGAAUGUUUGAGUUAGCUGUAAAUCGUUUUCUUUCCUUAGAAAAAAGGCUUUUGAAAAAUCCUAGUGUUUAUCAGGAAUAUUGUACCUUUAUGAAAGAUUAUUUGGAUUUGCAUCAUAUGCAGCUUGUAUUCUCUCCUGAUGAAGAGUUACAGGAAUUUCGGCUAUUAACAGUAACUUAUGGUGUAUCGUCUGCUCCUUUUCUUGCUUUAAGGACUUUGUUGCAGCUGAGUGAAGAUGAAGGUAGAGAGUUUCCCCUUGCCGCUGAAGUUUUGCGUACGAGUACUUAUGUUGACGAUAUAGUGUGUGGUGGUGAUACCUUAGAAAUUGCGCUAGAUCUUCGGAAUGAGUUGAUAUCCUUGUUAUCUAGAGGUCAGUUUGAAUUGCGUAAGUGGUCGAGCAAUGAUAUGCGAUUAUUAGAAGGUCUACCGGAGUCGCAUAUUGGUAAGAAACCUAUUUCCUUUGAUGAUAAUAGUUGUUCGUCACCUCUAAAAAUCCUUGGACUUGUAUGGAAUGCACAGUUGGAUUGUUUUUCUUUUGAAGUGACAGCUCUUUUGGAACCAGUAUAA
This is a messenger RNA of Diabrotica virgifera virgifera (western corn rootworm), 2571 nucleotides long. RefSeq lists its product as uncharacterized. Lineage: Eukaryota; Metazoa; Arthropoda; Insecta; Coleoptera; Chrysomelidae. The transcript has 3 exons. The coding region runs from base 1 to 2571 and encodes 856 amino acids. The record is from RefSeq and is a predicted model, not a curated record.